ACUGCUGGCGAAUGUGAGGGUAGGGCAUCAGUUCAGUGCAUCUCAGGAGUCCAUUGAUGCUAUGAUGGAGUAUCACGUCCCACGAGUGAGAGAAACAAGAACAGCAGUGAAACGAACAAAGAGCAUCACGUGAUCAACCUGCAAUGGCUUUGGAUAAAUUAUUCCUGGAUGUGAUUUUGACAAUGACAGUUUUAAUCUACAAUUCUCAUGCACGAAGUGCAACUACCGAGACGGUUAAUUCACUGAAGCAAUUAACAGUAGCAGAAAUAUUAACCACUAAUCCAUUUGUCCAUAAUUUGGCAACAGUGGAGACACUGACUGGUAGACUAUCGCAUAAAAGUGAACGAAACUUAAUCACAACGGAAGCUCUAAUAACAAAAUCGCUGAACCAGAGACUGAAGUUCUUAGAUAAUCAAUUAACAACAGUGGAAGCGAAGAAUAUCGAGACAACGACAACGAAGAGUGGAGAUAUUGAAACACCAAUCGAAAACUCAAGUAAUAGUGAAACAACAAUUGAUGUCGCACUUACAGUAAAGAACAAUGAGCAAACAUCAGUAAAGACAGGUGGGGUACUAUCAGUAAAGACAGAUGCACCAACAUCAGUAAAAACAGAUGGGCCAACACCAGUAAAGACUGAUACACCAACAUCAGUAAAGAACAAUGACCCAACAUCAGUAAAGACAGAUGCACCAACACCAGUAAAGAGAGGUGGGCCAACAACAGUCAAGGCAGGUGGGCUAACAUCAGUAAAGACACUAGGACCAACAUCAACAAAGACAGAUGCACCAACAUCAGUAAAGACAGAUGCACCAACAUCAACAAAGACAGAUGCACCAACAUCAUUAAAGAACAAUGAGCCCACAUCAACAAAGACAGAUACACCAACAUCAGUAAAGAUUGGUGUGCCAACAACAGUCAAGACAGGUGGGCUAACAUCAGUAAAGACACUAGGACCAACAUCAACAAAGACAGAUGCACCAACAUCAGUAAAGACAGAUGCACCAACAUCAGUAAAGACAGGUGGGCUAACAUCAGUAAAGACACUAGGACCAACAUCAAUAAAGACAGAUGCACCAACAUCAUUAAAGUACAAUGAGCCCACAUCAACAAAGACAGAUGCACCAACAUCAGUAAAGACAGGUGGGCUAACAUCAGUAAAGACACUAGGACCAACAUCAACAAAGACAGAUGCACCAACAUCAGUAAAGACAGAUGCACCAACAUCAACAAAGACAGAUGCACCAACAUCAGUAAAGACAGAUGCACCAACAUCAAUAAAGACAGAUGCACCAACAUCAUUAAAGUACAAUGAGCCCACAUCAACAAAGACAGAUGCACCAACAUCAGUAAAGACAGAUGCACCAACAUCAACAAAGACAGAUGCACCAACAUCAGUAAAGACAGAUGCACCAACAUCAAUAAAGACAGAUGCACCAACAUCAUUAAAGUACAAUGAGCCCACAUCAACAAAGACAGAUGCACCAACAUCAGUAAAGACAGGUGGGCUAACAUCAGUAAAGACACUAGGACCAACAGCAACAAAGACAGAUGCACCAACAUCAGUAAAGACAGGCGGGCUGACAUCCGUAAAGACACUAGGACCAACAUCAACAAAGACAGAUGCACCAACAUCAGUAAAGACAGAUGCACCAACAUCAGUAAAGACAGGUGGGCUAACAUCAGUAAAGACACUAGGACCAACAUCAAUAAAGACAGAUGCACCAACAUCAUUAAAGUACAAUGAGCCCACAUCAACAAAGACAGAUGCACCAACAUCAGUAAAGACAGGUGGGAUAACAUCAGUAAAGACACCAGGACCAACAUCAAUAAAGACAGAUGCACCAACAUCAUUAAAGUACAAUGAGCCCACAUCAAUAAAGACAGAUGCACUAACAUCAGUAAAGACAGGUGGGCAAACAUCAGUAAAGACAGAUGCACCAACAUCAGUAAAGACAGUAGGACCAACAUCAACAAAGAGAGAUGGGUCAAUUUCAGUAAGUCAUGAGAUUUCUGGAUCAGCUUCAUUAAAUUUGCUGAAAGAUAAAACAACAACGAGAAAUGACAUGAAUGUGACAUCACAAGCAGUAAACAUAGGAAAUAGCAAAAGCUCAACGAAACAGGUAGAAAUGGAAUCCACAACUAAUUUAUUUCAGAAGGAAACAACAGAUCUUCUCGUAACUGAUACGACUGAAGCAAUCUUUUCGAUUGAUGAAACAAAGGAAUCAUAUUUAUCGGUAUACACAACGACAGACAAUAAGCAAGACCGCACGACAUCGACUCAUUUCAAUAGACAAACACCUCUGAAGCUAAUAACUGCAGAAAAACGAGAAGCAAAGGCUAGCACUGAAGGACCUGUGACUGUUCCACAUGGGCUAUCAUCAAUGACUCAUGAGACGAUCUUGGCACUGAAUAGUGAGGCUUCCCACGUGCCGUCUACCACACAACCAACGGCUGCCAUUUCUUCCUCACACGCGGUCUUCUUCUCCUCCAGCUCAGCAAGUGAGAAACGUGUACCUUCAAUAACAACACAGUCAGGAUAUCUUCAGUCUUCUAAAGCUACACAAAGCACAGUUGGGCUGACAUCAUCGGCCUUAUCCGCCAGCAUGUCUACAAGUACAGGUAAAAUUAAUGACAAGACGAUAAAAGCAAACUACUCAGAGAAUGAUAAUACAACGAUAACAACUUUUAGUACUAGACCAACGGGACCCAGUUCAACAAAGCGUGUUGUCAGCAUCACAGAAUGCGAACAAGAUAUAGCUUCGAUCGACAACAAUAGAGUGUACACAUUCCUUUGUACUGGUCUUCAAACUGGAAAUACAGUGAGGUGGUACGAGGUCCACAAUGAUUUGUCAAAUGUGGUGGCGACAUGCUUGACUGCACCCGAUCCUUGCCUGAACCCUGACCCCUGCUUUAAUGCGACGAGAAAUGGCACAGUCAGCGAGCUCAGGGUUGCGACUACCUUCUGGGAGAACACAGACGGGAAAAUGGAAUGCCGGGAAACCAUCAACAGUGUAGAAACUCAAGCGAACCUAACUGUGACUUUAAUUCCACCAAAAGAUACGUCUGGUCACCAUGGUGGCAGUAAAACUACUGGCUGGUCACCAAAUGGAACAACGUUUACGUCACGUGUGAUUACAACCACGGCUUAUGUCAGUCAUCAUACACAAGAUAUGACUACUGUGUCAUCAACGAGCCUGUCAGACCAGCACAACGGCGAAGAAACAACAUUCACAUCGAAAAAUUCAAGAGCAGAUGUGUCAAGUGUUACUACCCCAGUCAUGGGUGAGACUAGUGAGCGUACACAGUCAAUAUCUUUGAGCCACACUCCUUCGGCAGAUCGUCAGACGACUGUUGAGACAACUAGGAAAGAAAUAACACAGGAUCUUUACACAACAUCGAUUGUGCCAGGGGAAAGAACAACAAUGAAAUACAGAGAGACAACUCCAUCGUCGACAGUUUCCGUUAUGAAUAGAAAUACCACAACAUCAAAUACAUUAGGCUUGGAAGCAACUUCCUCAACAACGAGGAACAGUGAAACAACAGAAAAUGAUCAACGGAGUGUUGAGACAACAGAAAUCAAAACAGAGAAUGGAAAAUCUACGACAUAUGCGACAAACAACAGCAAAACAACAUGGAAAAGCGAAACAACAGAAAUGAGUAGGCCAAACGAUGAAAAGACAGAUAUGUAUACAGAGUAUGGAAAGUUAACAACAUAUACGACAAGCAACAGCAAAACAACAGACAGUGAAUGGAAAAGUGAAUCAACAGAAAUGAGAAUGCCAAGCGAUGAAACAACAAAUACGAAUAGAUGGAGUGAGGAUGUGACAACAGAGCACACUGCGACGUGGGAUAAUGAAAAAGCAAACAGCGAAAUAACAUCUUCAUUGCAUCGCCAAAGUUCAAACACAAGUCCACAGACCUCAAUAUUUGUAAUGUCAUCGUCUGUCGAAACAAACAGUGAGAUGACAUCAGCACCACCGACUGGAGUUAUAACAGAAACAAAAAGUUUGACAUCAGAAUAUGUGAAAACAACAGAAACUUCUGUAACAAAUAAUUUAACAACUGCUGCGGAUGUACCAAGAGGCCAAAGAACGCCCACAUCUCUAUUCCAAGGCGAAACAACAUUUUCUGAUCACUUUAACAGGGAAUCAACAGAACAUAACGCAGGCAAGGGAGGAACAACAAACACGAUGUCAGAAAAUGUUGACACAACAACAAUAGAAUCAAUGUUUGACAACACAACAAACAACAUGACUAGUGUCAACGAAGGAAUUGAAUCCACAGCACAAACAUCCUUUACCAAAGAAGUCUCGGAACACGGACUUACUGCAAGCAAAACUGUUUCACCAUCAGCAAGUAUUGGUGACAAGAGCACGGAGUAUUUUUCAACUUUAGAAACAAGUUCAUCAAGAAAUGUUUCUUAUGAAAACGUCCUCACCACAGAGAGAUACACAUUAUCAACAGAAAAUGUGUCUAGUACCGAGCUCUUCUCUCCCCCACCAGCAUGGCAUCAGCUCAGAAAAAGGACGAUCAGUCAUCUGGAGAUGUCCUGGUAGCUGCAGUGGCAGGCACUUUUUCAGUUCUGGCUGCUGUUUGUCUCGCCGCUGCCAUUUUCUUUGCUUGCUACAAAAGCCAGAAACUGACAAACAGAAUUAUUCCAGAGAUCACUAAACGCAGAGAUGGGAAAGGUGGAGUAGAGAAUGGCCUCAUGCAGGAGAUGAUCAACAUUGCAUCGAGACAAGGACGAGGACUCAACGAACCAAACACGAAAAACACUACAGACUUCACUGUCUUCAUGGCUGAGACAAGCUUAUCAAGAGAGACACGAAAACCAGCUUCCACAUCAGUAUCUACAGGAAAAGGUUUUAAUGACAAGAUAUCUGCCUACAGUUUCGUUGAUGAGCGAGCGCCUCACUCAAGAAAUAAUGAACACAGAAACAUUAAGUGGAAAGAGGCUGUAAAAAAUGUAGUAGAUGAGAGCAGUGGUAAGGGUAGACCAGCCCCAAAACUUACUUUGAAAGAGUUGGCUGAAUUACAUAGAGAAAAACGUCUGGUUAAUUCAACACCUAAAGUUGGUGAGAACUGUUAAAGAUGGUGAUGAAACUACGGGUGUUGGAGGUACCCACCAGCAAGGGCAUGAGGUGGAGGUAUAUGCAGUCGUAAACAAGAAAAAAGAUGAUGCAGCACUGUUGAAAGAAAAAGAGAACAGAAGUGCUUCUUCAUAUACAGAUAUUAGCUCUGAGAUGACAGAUGCCAAUAGAGCGAAGAACUUGAGGGACAUCUAUGCAAUCGUAGACAGGUCGAAGAAACGAGAUUCUUUAGAGACAAGAAAAAAUGAGUCUGAUGAGGAGAGCCAAGCUUUAUCAAACCCCAAUCUAGACGAAGCAACAAACAGUCAUCUUCCAGCUAGCAUUGGAGGAUAAAGAUAUAAAGAAAGCCAGCUGGAUGUCAACACUAAGAUAAACAAGCCAAAAACGAAACAAAUGUUGAAAAUGAAGGCCAUUUCUUCAGAAGAUACACCGGAAGAUUCAAUUCCAAACCCUGACCCAGGAGUGUGUGAGAGUGACCCUGUUCAGGAAACACAUUUAAAGGAAGUCAUUGACACUAGUCUGUCGUCAGCUGAGGACAUCUUUGGGAACUCCAUAGAACCUGUUCCCAAACCAAGGCUUAAAAGGCUUCGAGCUAAUGUCAUCGAAGCUCGACUGGAACAGGAACAGCUUCCAUCGAGACGACUGUCAGUGAAAGAUUUUCCUGGUGACACGGGGAACCUUUAAAAACAUGUUAAAAGCAAGAUUGACUUAAUGCUUCAAAAUUAAUUUAAAACUCUUGGUUUUCACACGGCAGUGCACAGACGGCUGUUGAAAAUCAUUUAAUGUAUUUUCUUACAAUUUCAACUCUCAUACUACUCCUGAUAUUGCGUUGAGACCACGACGAUCAUCAUCGUGUCUUUAAAAGAGAACAUUGCGAGUUGCUGUCUUCAGUCAUUUAAGAUAUAGUUAUGCCUCUUUUCCCUCUUUCUCUCUCUCUCUGCCAAAACAGUGAACAAUACCUUGUUCACCAGGUAAGAUAAAAAGGUUAAAUCUCUUUAGUGCACUAGUACCUUAACCACCACCAGAGCAGCAACUACGUUUCGCUUUUAUCUUGUACAUCCUAAGGUGCUUUUAAUUCUCUUUCUCCCAUCUAAAAUUAUGUACUCGUUAAUAAAUUCUCAAAAUCAAAUUAAUGCGAUAAAAAUUAGAACCACAAUUCAUUUCUCACAUGGGUAUUAAAUUUUUCGAGACCUCGUAACGAUUGAAUAAAAGUUUUCUAUUUCUUUUUAACGUAUUUUUUACUUUUUACAACUCAUUUUCUGUACAAUUUAUAAAAUUUCUAUUGAUAACAUUUAUUUUGUUUUGACCUUGUAUUGUUGUAAGCAGUUCAAGCCAUACCAAUAUUAUAAAAAGUGACAUUUAUUUGUAAAAACAAUUUUUGAAACUCAUGCUCUCAUUUAUAAUUAUAUAUUUGCACUCUUCAGACUAAAAUUGUAUAGAAUUGAAAUCAUGUAUAUGCAACAGUUCAUUUAUGGUGUGAUUUCUGCAUUAUAUAUGUAGAACCUAACAUUCCCUGCAUGUAUAUAUGUAUAUAAAUAUAAUAUAAUUAUAGACGUGUACAGAGAAUUUGCAACUAGUACUGAUGGUGAGUGUGCGAGACUGCGUAUGUAUGUUAAAGAAAUAUAUCUUCUUUUUUA
Messenger RNA from Pomacea canaliculata, 6727 nucleotides. RefSeq names its product mucin-5AC-like. The coding region runs from base 144 to 4556 and encodes 1470 amino acids. NCBI's taxonomy places the organism in Eukaryota, Metazoa, Mollusca, Gastropoda, Architaenioglossa, Ampullariidae. The record is from RefSeq and is a predicted model, not a curated record. The transcript has 12 exons.